AUGGGGGAACGGCGCCGUCAGGGGGUUCACCUUGAUCUUGCAGCUGAAACUCCUCUGCCGGAAAGCGAAGGGAACUCGCCAGUCAAGAGAGGCGCUGAUCCAGGGCAGGGAUCCUCCAAGAGAGUGGCCACCCAGAGUGGAGGAGAUGCUCCCAAGCAGGGGCAGGUGCUUGUGGACAUGGGCGACCUAGCUAAGCUUUUGGAGGAGACGGGGAACAAAAUUAUGCAGGCUCAACGCGAACAUCUGGAGGCCAGGAUGGGUGCUCUGGAGGACCUCACAGGGAAGAGGAUGGCUUCGGCAGAGACCCGGCUAGGCACAGUGGAGAGUAAAGUCGAUGCUUUGGAAAGCAAGCUGGAUGAACUCAACAAGAAGCUAGAGCAAGGGGACCGACGCGGCGGGGACAGUGAGCGACGGCUCACGCUCAUCUACGGCGGCUGGCCGAGAGACAGCCGUCGUCAGGACAUCUUAAAGCAGCUCCAGCGGGCACUUGAAAAGCUCCAGGUCUGGAAUCUCCUCGACUCCGAGCCGUUCACAACUGGCCCACGGCGCUCCACAGCUUUGAGUACAUUCACCCCGCGUGCUGGUGAAGGCACCUACGAGACCAGGCGCCGCAUGCACGAUAUCAUUCGGGCGGUUUCAGACAACAGCGUGCUCCUCCCUGGAGGGAAAAAGCUCUUCGCCACCUAUGCCAAAAGCAAGCCGGAGCGAGACAUCGCCUCCCACGCGGCGUGGGUGAAGAGGGCAGUGGCUGCCAUCGCUCCAAGUGAGGUUCAGCGCCUCGACAUGGAAUACUCGACGGGCGGGGUGUGGAUCGGACCCAGCUUUGUGGGCAGUGCCAAGCAGCCAUUGCCACCAGGGGUGGCGGCGGCAGAUGUGCUAUGGGAUGAGACCAAAGGAGGCAAGCACUGGAUCCACGUGGACGGCCUGGCGCGCGAGCUUGGGGUAUCCUUUCCGCUGUAUAGCUGGAACGCGGGUGGUGUGGCGGAGAACAACUAUGCCAGGGCCAUCUCUGACCUUGUGGAAAGAAUCCCAGUGGAUGCAUUAAUUCUUGUGCAAGAAGUUGCUCGCCAGGAAGCAGGCUGGCAGCGAACUACCUUGGAGCAGUGGCAAAGCCUCCAGCAUCGGGAAGCAGAUGCAUGGCGGGACACCGGACUGAUCUACCGACCGACGCAGUGGCGCGUGAUGCGCCGAAAAGUCACACCGAGGGGGACGUGGUUUAGACUAAGGCACAUCACAGGCACGGAACUGUGGGUUGGCACGGCUCAUUUCACGCCUGGUACCUCACAGAUUGUGCACGCUGAACAGGUUAGCGCACACUUGCAAGGCCUACCACCUACGCAGCUGCCAGUACUGUUGGGAUGCGAUGUUAACUCUGUGAUGUCCUGGGCUAGUGAUGAACAAGGGGAAGGUGUACCGGCAGCAAAGAAUGGCAAGACCUUUGAGUUCUUGUCGCAGUGCAGAAGCAGAGGGUUGACAGCUAUCGCACCGCCUGCUCAGGACUUCGAGACCCCCACCAGCUGCCCCCGCCAGGAUCGACGCGCGGGCAAGCAGAUUGACGCGAUUCUGGGGGCAAGAGUCAGGACAGGACCGCUGCUCAUACACCAGGGGUCUCAUAAAGCUUUGGGGACGGAUCACGAGUUGCUAGAGGUACGUGCAGCCAUCACGGAGGGUCACAAAGGGCGCCCGUAUCAGACAUCGCCGAAAAUUUGGAUUGGGGGUAUUACCUCGGUUCCACAAGUUCUGGACCAGCCCGCGCUCACUGCCUUGGCAGCGAAGUGCACACGCACCAAGCCUGGGACUGCCUACAAGGACCCUCCUGAGGUGCAAGAUGCCUUUCACAGGGCCCGCGAUACAGGGGUUGGGGCGGAUUGGACGGCAGCGCGGAAGCAGAGGAAGCAGGUCCGUGCGAGCUGGGAACGGGAGAGAUUAGAAAGGGCCACUUCAGGGGAUUGGGCGGCAUACAGACAGCUUCGGAAGACAAACAACGAGGGAUGGGAUAUGGUAUUCGCUGAAGCCCAUGAGGGAAAGGACCCGCACCAGGUGAUACACGACCAUUUAGCAGGGAUCUAUUCAACGGGACAGGUUGUUCCUCCACUGGGCCCUUGGGAAGGCGACUUACAGGAGUUCACCAUGGAAGAGCUUGAACAAGCAGUCGCACUUGGGAAGAAGGGCAAAGCAAUUGGGGUGGAUGGUACUAGUCAAGAAUUCUUGGCCGGCCUGGUUCAGGUGCCAGGGGGCAAGGAGGAGCGUCGCAGUGCUCCGGGGAAGAUUGAUUUACACAAAGCAUAUGACAUGGUGGACCGGCCAGCACUCCUGACCCGACUCAAAGCUUCCUUAGGCAGCAUUGAGAGCCCGGCACUUUUCAGCUACCUGGCCGAACAGAUCCUGGAGGAGACACGAGCAGAGUUUGAGUGGACGAAGCGAGGGCAGGCAUUCCAGGGUCUAGAACUUGAGGAAGUGCUCUUCAUGGAUGAUGGUGUGGUUUGGGCAGACUCGGCCAAAGCACUAGGGCGGAAGCUAGAGGAGUGGUCGCAAGUCUUGUUGCGAGCAGGGCUGUCGUUGAAUCCUGCCAAAUGCAAGGUGUACCUCUCCCCCUAUGCGACAGGCCCCAAGGAGGUGCGCGUGGCUGGGACGGUGAUUCCACAGGUUCCGACACUUGCCAUCAUGGGAGUUCCCUUCCGGGUUGGUGCGAGCUCGGCUGAACUCUUGGCCCCGUUUCUACAGCGGACAAAGGACAAGUUCUGGGCACUCAAACACCUCCUACGAGCCUCCACACCACUGCAAGGUCGAGUCCAACUCUUAGAUCGUGUGGUAGGCGUUGGUCUUCCUGUUGGCUACAACGAUGGUGGGCCUUUGCAGGCCACAGGGCUAGAGCAGGGGACAGGGAAUUUCCAGGUGCAGCUUUUCAUACCGUACUCGGGAAUGGUGGACAGUUGA
Molecule: messenger RNA, 2937 nt
Organism: Symbiodinium necroappetens
Lineage: Eukaryota; Dinophyceae; Suessiales; Symbiodiniaceae
Source: the annotation of a GenBank genome assembly